AAAAAAAAGAAUCAUGUGACGACACAAUGUAUAUUUACGAAAGAAUUGUGAAGAAGCAUUGUUUACAAAAGUUUAUUCUAUUGUAUACUUAAAAUUUAUCUGAAAUCUUUAAAAAUAAAUCAAAUUGUGGUGGAAUGGAACGGACGUGGAAGGAGAUAAAUGAAACAAUUGUUAGUGAAAAUGAUUUAAUGUCUUUGACCAAGUCUCACAACGUCAGUAUCUAUCGCAGAGAAAAUUUUAAAAAUUAUGAAUCAAUAACAUAUAGAUGUUCACAAUAUCGAACUUUUACUAAAUGUCAAUAUCAAUUAAAAGCAAAAAUCUAUCAUGAUAGUACUUAUCAAUUUUUUUAUUCUCAACAUCAUGAACAUGAAUUACUUGAAGAUACACGUUUACCAACUGAUAUUCGUUCAAAUAUUCGUGAUCUUGCUAUGAAAGAGGAUUUUAACAAUGAAAGUAUUAAUGCAUCUAUUGCAGCAGUUGGAGUUGCAUCAGCUACACCACAUUCAUCAACUACUGCUCCAAAACCAGAACAUAUUGAAAAGACAUUUAAAAAAGUUCUUGAAAAAAAUUAA
This is a messenger RNA of Rotaria sordida, 572 nucleotides long. The record is from the annotation of a GenBank genome assembly. NCBI's taxonomy places the organism in Eukaryota, Metazoa, Rotifera, Eurotatoria, Philodinida, Philodinidae.